Molecule: messenger RNA, 1895 nt
Organism: Rattus rattus (black rat)
Lineage: Eukaryota; Metazoa; Chordata; Mammalia; Rodentia; Muridae
Gene: Ppih
Product: peptidylprolyl isomerase H
Exons: 10
Coding region: 61-594 (177 amino acids)
Biological process (GO): protein folding; protein peptidyl-prolyl isomerization
Cellular component (GO): intracellular membrane-bounded organelle
Molecular function (GO): peptidyl-prolyl cis-trans isomerase activity
Source: RefSeq, a predicted model, not a curated record
UCCGGUGAAGUUCGCGGGACCUAUCACCGGAAGUUAGGCUUCUACUUCCGAGUCAAAGCCAUGGCGGUGGCAAAUUCAAGUCCCGUCAAUCCAGUGGUCUUCUUUGAUGUCAGUAUUGGCGGCCAGGAAGUUGGUCGCAUGAAGAUCGAGCUCUUUGCAGACGUGGUGCCUAAGACGGCAGAGAACUUUAGGCAGUUCUGCACUGGAGAAUUCAGAAAAGACGGUGUUCCGAUAGGAUACAAAGGAAGCACCUUCCACAGGGUCAUAAAGGAUUUCAUGAUUCAGGGUGGAGAUUUUGUUAAUGGCGAUGGUACUGGAGUCGCCAGUAUUUACCGGGGUCCAUUUGCAGAUGAAAAUUUUAAACUUAGACACUCGGCUCCAGGCCUGCUUUCCAUGGCAAACAGUGGUCCCAGUACAAAUGGCUGCCAGUUCUUUAUCACGUGUUCUAAGUGUGAUUGGCUGGAUGGAAAGCAUGUAGUGUUUGGAAAAAUCAUUGAUGGACUUCUAGUGAUGAGGAAGAUUGAGAAUGUUCCCACAGGCCCCAACAAUAAGCCCAAACUGCCAGUGGUGAUCUCACAGUGUGGGGAAAUGUAAUCUAGACAAGACUGAACCAGGUGAAAGGAUGUUUUCUGAAACAGACACAAAAAGAAAUGCACCAAAAAGCCUCUGGUGGUGUUUUGGCGGCUUCUUGCCGCUUUCUCGGACUUGGACGGAUUGGCAGAGUGAUGUCAGCUGAUACUGACUCGUGCGGUGUUUUGUUGAAGCAAGGCUCGUGGGAUCUUUACUUCAUUGAGAGAGGCACAGCAGAGAACUGCACUUGGUAUCCGUGACGGCACUGGUCACUCCUGCUGACACUUGCUGAUUCAUCGGAGGUCUGGCUGUUCCUGCUGGGUGACGCCAUUGCUGCUGAUUCCUGUCUGCCAUCCUGACUGCUGGACUGGACUGCUGGUAUCCUGACAAUUGGAGACUGAAAUCACCCCAAGGAACUACUUCUAAACCGCAUACAGCAGAGCCUCUCGGUUUCCUCUGGAUGGACCUGCCGGUGCUGAUUCGUGUGAACUGCACUGAUUAUAUCCUGACAACAGAUUGGAUUUGCCCCAAAGAACUAUUUCUAACAAGUCCACUUCCCUGUAACCUAAUGACCUCUUUCCCUCUACCUCUGGUGGGUGGUGGACUAGAAGGGAGGUUAAAGCGUUUAAGAACCCUUAUUAAAGACCUGCACCGGGGCCAGGGUCUCACUAUAUCACCUUGACUAGCCUGUCUCCAACUCAUGGAGAUGCCCUGUCUUCCUUGUGCCUUGCGGAGGCAUGCAGCAACAUGGCUGCCAGUCUCUUUUUCACAUAGAGAUCUGGUCAAACACCAAACAACUCCAGUAACUGUCUCAUCAUCGUCUGUGACAGGCUUGUGCUCAGAGCAUCUGGAAUUUACAGGCAUUCAGAAAGAUUUACUGCAUACGGUGUUGGAGAGAAUACCAGCACUCUAGGAAGGGCAUUAGGGUAAGCAGUGCUGAGGCAGGAAAGCACAAGUGCAUGCUGGGAGCUACAUGUGGACCUUGCUUGCCUAGACAAAUGGUUUCCUUCUCAGGAUGAACAGAUACCAUGAGCCUUUCUGCCACAGUGGGGGCUCCCCUGGGCUCAACCUGUCCCCACUUCCAGAGCUGGCUAUUUCCUGUUCUCAGGAAGAGUUCAUAUACUGAUCCCUGAUCACCACUAGAUGAUAGAAGAUUACAUAAAGACUCAAAAGACAUUUAAGAAAUAUAUAAUCUACCUAAAAAUUUAGGUCUCUAGUCAUGCCUGUGUGGAUUAUGUCUGCAUCGGUCCCUUUGGCUGUUGUUUUCCAAUCCCAUGAGGGUUCACCACUUUGCUUUGUAAUAGAUUCUUAAAAACUUGUUUGGA